UUUCAGUCCCGAAUUGUUUGAGUGGAGUCGGAGUCGCGUAUAAUGUGGAAUUUGCAAAUGAAGUGAAAAUGUUUACGGGCACGAUAAAAAUAAAAGUGUGUGAGGCAUGUGGUCUACGGCCGACGGAUUUCCAGACGCGACACUUGAUGUCCUUUGGGAAUAAGGAAGUGGAGAAAAUCGACGCUUAUGUCUCCAUAGAUGUUGAUGAAAAUCACUUAGACCACUCAACCACCAAACCCAAGACGUUCGAUCCCGUGUGGAACGAGUACUUCGUCCACGAGGUGCACAACGCCAAGAAUCUCAGCUUGACAGUAUUUCACGAUGCAGCUAUUCCGCCAGACGACUUCGUGGCCAACUGCAACAUCCCAUUCGAGGACCUGACCCACAGGGAGAAGGAUCAGACGGACUUUUGGGUCGAUCUCGAGCCGCAGGGCAAGAUUCACGUGACAAUUGAUCUAGUAUGGCACGGUAAGAUCCAAGAUGCAAAUGCUCACACACUUUCCACGGCUAAUCCAUCAUCUCUCUCUCUCUCGGCAGAUCAAAACAACUCGCAGAGCGGAGCUGCGCCCGUAGCCGCGGUGGCCGGAGGUCGGGAGUUCAAGGAGCGCGCGGGCUUCAAUCGACGACGCGGGGCCAUGCGAAGGCGUGUCCACCAAGUCAAUGGACACAAAUUCAUGGCAACAUUCUUGAGACAGCCAACAUUUUGUUCGCAUUGCCGAGAGUUCAUUUGGGGACUCGGUAAACAAGGCUAUCAAUGUCAAGUUUGUACUUGUGUGGUUCACAAAAGAUGUCAUCGAUCUGUUGUCACAAAAUGCCCAGGGAUGAAGGAGGAGGGAAAGCAGGAGCUGCCGCACGGCACCGGACAGCGCUUCAACGUGAACAUCCCACAUCGCUUUGUCGUGCACAACUACAAGCGGUUCACAUUCUGCGACCACUGCGGCUCGCUGCUGUAUGGGCUGAUCAAGCAGGGGCUGCAGUGCGAGGUGUGCAGCAUGAAUGUGCACAAGAGGUGCCAGAAGAAUGUGGCGAACAAUUGUGGCAUCAACACGAAACAGAUGGCGGAGAUUCUCAAUGAGAUGGGUAUUUCGCCAGACAAGCAGGCGCCGCCGCGGCGGUCCAAGUAUCUCAAUCAGGCGCCCGGCGAGAGCUCAACAGCCAGCGAGAGGUCGUACGACAGUGGCGUGCACUCGGAGACGUACUCGGACAAGGCGAGCCUGGAGGAUGCCAAGGCGAAGGAGGCGUACCAGCACUCGGAUCACAGUCACGAUGCCGGAGGCAAGAUGGGCCUCAAUGACUUCAAUUUCAUCAAGGUGCUGGGUAAGGGCAGCUUCGGCAAGGUGAUGCUGGCGGAGAAGAAGGGCACGGACGAGGUGUAUGCCGUGAAGGUGCUGAAGAAGGAUGCCAUCAUUCAGGAUGACGACGUGGACUGCACAAUGACGGAGAAGCGCAUCCUGGCGCUGGCGGCGAAGCAUCCCUUCCUCACGGCCCUGCAUUCCUGCUUUCAGACGCCCGAUCGCCUGUUCUUCGUCAUGGAGUACGUGAAUGGUGGUGAUCUGAUGUUCCAGAUUCAGCGAGCGCGCAAGUUCGACGAGGGUCGCGCCGCCUUCUAUGCCGCCGAGGUGACACUGGCAUUGCAAUUCCUCCACCGUCACGGUGUCAUCUAUCGUGAUCUGAAGCUGGACAACAUUCUACUGGACCAGGAGGGCCACUGCAAGCUGGCGGACUUUGGCAUGUGCAAGGAGGGCAUCCUGGACGGCGUGCUGACGUCCACCUUCUGCGGCACGCCGGACUACAUUGCGCCGGAGAUCCUGCAGGAGCUGGAGUAUGGGCCGUCGGUGGACUGGUGGGCCCUUGGCGUGCUGAUGUACGAGAUGAUGGCUGGACAACCACCGUUCGAAGCUGAUAACGAAGACGAUCUGUUCGAAUCAAUUCUCCACGAUGAUGUUUUGUAUCCCGUCUGGUUAUCACGUGAGGCGGUGUCAAUCUUAAAGGGUUUUAUGACGAAAAACCCUGCGAGACGCUUGGGAUGCACAGGAAAUGAGAAUCAAAUAAAAAGUCAUGCAUUUUUCAAGGAUCUUGAUUGGGAUGCGUUGGAAGUGCGAAAAGUGAGACCCCCCUUCAGGCCUAAAAUUAGAAGUCCACGGGACGCAUUAAAUUUCGAUGCCGAAUUUACCAAAGAGGAACCUGUUCUGACACCUGUUCCAGUAGAUACAAUUCGUUGCAUAAAUCAAGAUGAAUUUGCUGGUUUCUCAUUCGUCAAUGCGGAUUUUGGUCCAGAACGAAGAGUUUGCUAAAUCAAAUUCACUAAAUCAAUUGGUUUUUGUUUAGUUUUUAAACAUAUUUUAAAGGAGGAAAAGAAAAGAAAGUGAAUCUUUUAAUUAUUAAAUGUAUGUUGACGUGCGAGUAAUGUCAUAUUAAGUCGUCCUCUUACCACUGUUAAAAUUUAUUUAAAAGUUAUAUGCCAUGAAUAGGUAAAAAGAAGAAAGGGAGUAAGAAUUUCGGAAAUUUCAUGUGAAUUCAUUUUAUAUCCUUAUUGAUUGAGAGAGGAUUCAGUGAAACGAUACAUAUUUUAUUGUGAAUGUCGUCUUUUUGUCGGGAAAGAGGAUGAUGUCAUUUGUUUUUUUUUUUUUUGGUUUUAUCUCCACUAACUAAAGUGAAAAAGAAACACAUUUUUUGAAGAAAAAGAAAUCAACAAAAUAUAAGCAAUUAGAUUAGAGGAAAAAAAACACAAGAGACAGUGAGAAGUAAAACAAAAAAAAAUAUUGAUAGAGAAAAUAUUGAGGAAUGAAGAGGAGUAAUAGGAAAUAUUUAAGGAAAAGAGAUAAAUAGGAAAUUAUUAAGGAGGAAAAUGAAUGUAGAGAUCAAAGAGAAGUAUCCUUUAUCAGAAAUUGCAUGGUGUUUUUUGAUAAAGGACACAAUCUCGUCUGCAGAACGUGGGAAAAUGAUGAUGAUUGAUUUGUUUUUAUUGUUUGUGGUGUUUUGGUAAAUGUAACUUCACUAAUUACUGAGACAACCCGAAGAUAAAAUUCUGUGACGUGGCCAAAUAUCAUUUCCAAAAUUAUAUAGUUUCACUAUAAAGAUGAGAAGCAUAAAAGUACACAUUUUAUUCAGAGAAUAAUUUCACUUUUAUGCAUGGCGUUGAGUUGUUUUGACAAAUUGUCUGUAAAUUGUUAGCGAAGAAGAACUACAAUUUUCACGCGUUACACAUUAAAUAGUCUCAGAUUUCACUCAAACACUCAAGUUAAAAUCCUCACACUAUUCUUUGAGACCUGCAGAAAAUGUGAAUCUAUGCUUGAUUUUCCUUAUAAAUUUACAAAUGGAUUUACUGUCCUUUGGAAGUUGUCACAGAAGAAAAAAAACUCAAAUCAUUUCCGAUUUUUCGUUAUAUAAAUAUUGGAAUUCCCACAAUUGAGAUUUUGAAAGAACAAAAAGAAGAAAACUUUAACUAUAUAUUUGAUAUAUUUAUUGUCUAUUACUUCAAUCGAAUUUUUUGAGUGGUCUUGAGAGAGCAAAAAUCUCAUACAUUAGCUUACUAUUCCGAGCUGCUGAAGGUGUUUUAGAGGAGGAAGAGGAAGAUGAAGGAAGAAGUACAAAAACAAUGAUUUCCUUUGGAUUUUAGCAUAAAAUGCACAUCACCGACUACUUCUACUUCGUUUGGUGGCUAUUUUUCAAGAGAAAUGAGGAUCAAAGAGAUGCAACAUCUCGACAUAACACAAGAUUUUGCUUUAUUUUUCAAAGGUUCUCCCUGUGCUAUUUGUGCAAUAGGCGAGGAAUCUUUCUCAGUAUACGCUUCUAUCGCACUUGAUGAAAUAUUUAUUGAUUAAGUAUUUUCUGUUGUUGCGCUCAUAUUGAUAAUAUUUUAUUUUCUAGUCACUAUAUUUGUAGUUAAAGAGAAUUGUUGUAUAUUUUUGUUUUUUUUACAUAGGCUGUAAUUGUAUUUUAAUCAUGGAUUUAUGCUUUACAAUGAAUGAAGGAAGGAAGAUUUCAAUUUGUGAAAAUGCUUCUAUUGCAUAUCGAUUUGUUCAGGUUGUUAUUUGGUUUUCUUUUAGUAUUAUUAUUAUUAUUAUCAUUAUUAUUAUUAUUGAGAUCUUAUCUUUUGUGCUCAAUAGUAGUGAAAUUUGUCUCAGCAAAUAAUCAUGUUUGUGUUUUUUUUUGGGGUAAAGAAACUGAUGACAGACACAGAAGAAGAAGAAAAAAAACCCAUUAAAUGGAGAAAAAAGUAAGGAUUGUGAGAAAAUUAUUACUUUCUAGUAUUAAUGAUUUUUAAACUGAAUGAUCUGUUAUUGUAAUCUCUGUGCCAAUGAAUUAUGAGAUGGUUUUGAGUUCUUUUUUUCGAAUAAUAUAUCUAUAUAUAUGAGAAUCCCUUUUUAUAUGAGAUUAAAAAAGAAAGAUGAAUAUUUACAAGUAAACUUUAAAAAAAGAGAAGAUGGAAAAAACAAUUAUUGAGCACAAUGUUUUAUCUUAUAUUCAACUUGUUAUAAAGUAUGAAAUCCAAUUACAUGAAAGAUGAGGAAAAAAAGAGGAUAAAUAUUUAUAAAUGUAGCAUUAAAACAUAGUAUUUUAUAUAGUGAGCAGAAGAUAGAAAUGCAAGAGGAAAAUAUGAGAAAUUGAAUAUUGUGUUGAAAAAAAAAGGGAAAAAAAACUCUUUGGAUUCUAUCAAUGAUCAUUUUAUUGAAGAAUACUAUGGAAGCAGUGUGAAAAAAGAAUUAUUUUAUAGAAUUGUUUCUUACCUAUCUACUGAGGAGAGAACCUAUUUGUAAAUCAUAGUAUUUCAUAUGAAAUAGAAGGGAAGAAUUGAUCAUUGCAGCAUCACUGGACUCCACAUAAAUAGAGUAUAAAAUAUAAGUAAUAAUCAUAAACAUGAUGGUAACGCGCGAUGACUUUGGCCAUAUAUGCUAGAAGAGAUAAAUCUAUUUUUAUUGUCUAAGGUGCCAGAUAUUAAAGAAGAAGGAAAAAACAUGCUUUUCUAUCUCGAUAGUGAAUUUUGUUGGGCAAUAAUAGUGAAAAAAAUAUCUGAUCAUAUUUUAUCUUUCUUGCUCUGUAAUAUUUAAAACUCAUGCUGUGGAAUUCUUCUCAGUUUUUCUUUCUCCUUAUGAUUAUUCCGAGAUUCACGAUAGAGAAAUGAAAAAAUAUAUAGGAGAAAUUUAAGCAUAGGAAUUCUUAAACAAUAUGAAAUCAUUUUUGUGUAUUGUGAAUCGUUUCUCAUGAAGUCAAAAAAGAAAAAAGAAUAAACAAAACUGUGUUGUCAAUAGUGAUGAAAAUAGAUAAAAAUGAAGAUUAUGGCUAACAUCAAAAUUAUGAGAAGAAGUUGAUUUGGGACAUUAAGAUUAAAAGGAAAAAACCCAUACCUAUAAAUUAAAUAUAAUAUGUAUACAUCAGUGUAAAUGUUUUGCUUCGUGUUGAUGAGAUAUAAUCUGAGGUGUAAUAUUCUAUUCAAAAGAAAAGAAGAUGAGAAAGAAAGUAAGAGAUAUAUUCAUAAAUAUUACAUUAAAAGAAGAAAGGUGUCACUAAAUGCAUUACUACAUUUAAAUAAUAAAUACAACAAAUUUUUAUUGGUCAGUCAAGUGGUAAAAAUUAGCACACGAAGAGAGUUACAUUGGAUUGAAACUACAUUUGCAUAGUGAAAUCAACAAGAUUAUAUAGAUCAACUCCAUUGCCAAGUAUAACUUCAUUACGUAUUGUUGAGUUUGUCACAAUUUCUCAAUAACUAUAACCACUACCAAGAUGCCCAAGUGGGGAAAUGGGAGUCUCUUUGCAGCGACGAAUAUGAUUUUCUCGAAAAGAGAGCCCGAGAAGAGCCGUGCAAAUGUAGUUUCAAGUGCCAAAUAGAGGAGAAAUCACCUCAUUGUAUCCUAUAGUAAAUGAGAUUAAUGAUAAAGUGUUAGAACAGCGCGCAGUGACUUUGGCCAUAUGCUAGUAAAUGAGAUUAACAAAAUUCUCACAACACUUUGCUGAAAGUGUGUUGAGAACCAGAGGAAAAAAAUGAUGAAGAGUCGCACUAUUCAAUUAGAAAGUCAGAACAAGAGAUAAAAAGAGCGCAAUUUCAGAGAAAUAGAAAGCAUAUAAAAUUACCUCUAGACUUAGUAAGAUUAAACAAAAAAAAAAAUGGGAAGAUUUUCAAAUCAAAUUCAUAUUGGAACAUGCAAAAAGAAAUGUGGACAGGAGAAAAUCGUGGUGAUUUUCCGCGUGGAUGAAAUCCAAAUUCGAGAGGUGAAUUUGACGAAAUUUGCUUUCAACUAGCCAAAGAAUGUAAACUAUAAUUAUUAUAAAAGAAAAAAGAACUGUUGAAAUGAUGGGAUUAAUAUUAAUUGUUAGCGUGUGUCUGUGUUAUGGAGAAGAAGAAGAGGAAAAUAUGCAAAAAAUACAAAAGAAAACAUGAGGAAUUGAAAGAGAUUACAGAUGGAUUAUUGCAAAAAAAAUUGUUUGUCAAAUUUAAAAUCAAAGAGAAAUAAGAAAAAAAUAUAGCGAUGAUGAAGAGUAGAUGAUAAAGAAGAAGAAAAAAUAUUAGUGAAGAACAAGUUUAUUUGUAAAUUUAAUGUGUGUGUAAAACAUGAAAAAAACAAGCAGAUCUUGAUAAGGAGAAAUCCUAAACAAUAUUAGUAAAUGUAAGGAAGGAUAAUAUUCAGCAGGGGUCCAUUGAGCAACAAAAUCACGGCGCCCUCGUUCGUGUCACGAACGAGGGCGCGUGAUCUUUUCGGGACAAUUGUGGCACUUUCUCUAACACGGCUGAUUAAACCCCAAAAAAAAAUGAAAUUUAAGAAUGAAGAUUAAAAAUAUCAAUUUUUAAGAUCUUUCCAUAAACUCUAAAUUGUGGCAUUUGGCAUUGAUCUAGAGAGAAGAUAUUUUGUAUUAUUAUUUGUUAUUUAAACACUGUAUUCUCUCAAGAAGGAUCUCAUAUUUCUCCUCACUUUGAUUUUUAUCGUCCAUCUAUUAUGUCCAGAAAGUAUUGUUUAUUGAUAUAUUUUAGUCACAACCUAUUCUAGACUUUAUCAAAUGCUAUCAAUUUGGCAAAGUGCACAAUUGUCCCCAAAGAAAAACACCCAAAAUUCUAGUCCCGCCUUUAGGAAAUUAUAAAUUAAGAGAAACAUAAAAUGGCAGAACAUAUAAAAUAAAGAAAUAGCAAAAAGAGAAAUAACGUACAGUGUAGUAAAUAUUAAGAACUAAACAAUAUACUCCCACCAUAAUGCAGAGAAGAUGAGGAGGAGGAGGAAAAAUAAUAUGAAAUAUUCAAUAAAGGAACAUAGAAAACAGUCGAAAGUAAGAUAACAGAGAAAAUAAUAAACUUAUUACAGCCAGAAGAAGUAAGAUUUUGACCCCUGUUUGUCAGUGUU
Messenger RNA from Phlebotomus argentipes, 7331 nucleotides. It is a transcript of the gene Pkc98E, whose product is annotated as protein kinase C. Lineage: Eukaryota; Metazoa; Arthropoda; Insecta; Diptera; Psychodidae. The record is from RefSeq and is a predicted model, not a curated record. Gene Ontology annotation, biological process: protein phosphorylation. The transcript is spliced from 8 exons. The coding region runs from base 69 to 2294 and encodes 741 amino acids. Gene Ontology annotation, molecular function: diacylglycerol-dependent serine/threonine kinase activity; ATP binding.